AUGGCUGCCCAUAGCGCUAUCCAAACUUUGAUCUCGCAACGGCCGUGGAUCUGCAACUCAUGCUUGCGACAAAUCUCAAAGCAAAGCUGCCGAAUCCCUGCUACCGCCCAAAGUCGCGCCAUAGAGAGAAAUCAAAAUCGAUCUCCCAGUAACACACCGUCGAUAUCCCGACGGUCGUUCCACAGCGGACAGCGACUGCUCCGCGACCAUGCAGACCAGCCUCACCAAGCGAUGCCCCUAGGCGACUUUUACACAGAGUUGCUCUCCUCGCCCAUGCGCGAAGCUCCUCACACGGACAGUGCACUGCCCACGUUUGUCACUACCAAGGACGAGUCGGUACAAGCAAGAGCCAGGAAACUAUUCGGCACGAUCGAGGGAUCUGGUUACAAGAGCAGCGUCUCAGACACACCCGAUGCAACAUGGAGGACGGUAAAUGGCGUACCGGUGCCACCGAGACCAGCUGAGCCAGACAACUGCUGUAUGAGUGGUUGUGUACAUUGCGUAUGGGACGAUUACCGAGACGAUGUGGAGGCGUGGGCUGCAAGGGUACGCGAAGCACAGUCAAAAUCUCCGAACAGGCAGACAGACGAUCCCAAGGCGCGAUUGUCUCGUCCCGAGGUUCAUGAAGCUUCGGGGAGUAUGGACGAAGACGGUGGUGGGAGUGAGGGUCUUUGGACUACACCUUCUGUACCGGAGGAUGAGGACGCCUUGUUCGCAGAGAUACCGGUCGGGAUCAGAGAGUUCAUGGCCACCGAGAAGAGGAUUAGAGAAAGAAAACGAGCGAAGAAGCAAAGGGCUCAAUGA
Messenger RNA from Exophiala spinifera, 804 nucleotides. RefSeq lists its product as uncharacterized. The record is from RefSeq and is a predicted model, not a curated record. Bases 1 to 804 code for a protein of 267 amino acids. Gene Ontology annotation, cellular component: mitochondrion. The transcript has a single exon. Lineage: Eukaryota; Fungi; Ascomycota; Eurotiomycetes; Chaetothyriales; Herpotrichiellaceae.